Messenger RNA from Paramecium octaurelia, 701 nucleotides. Lineage: Eukaryota; Ciliophora; Oligohymenophorea; Peniculida; Parameciidae. The record is from the annotation of a GenBank genome assembly.
AAUAUAACUAAUGGCUAAACAAUAAGGAGCAGGGUCACUUUGGAAUCCAAAUAGUUGGCAUUGGGAAGAGAAAAAUUACACUCCAAUUUCAAAGCAAUUGAUUGAAUCUAAGAUCAAAUCAUGCAAAGUUGAAUCUGGAGAUAUCACUUUGUUCAAUUAGGUUGUGAAGUCAAUCACUGGAGAUGUAAAAUUGCUUAUUUAUUGAAAGGCUUAAGUUAACAUCAGAAAGGGAAAACAAGUUUUGAUAUACGAUUUCGAUAUAGAAGUUGAAUGGCAUGGUAUAUUAAAUAAUUGAAUAUUAAGGUGUCAAUUAAGAUCAUGAGGCUGAGGGAACAUAUAAAAUUAAGGACUUGAAUUCUUUGGAUAACGAAUUCGAAAUAAUUCAUAUAAGCUGCAAUACUAAAACAGCCAUUUCUGAUAAGUGCAAAGACUUGAUUAAGAAAGACAUGUUCAAAAAAUUAAAAGAAGUCUUCGUCACUUUGAUGUAAGAAAUAGGUUAAUAUGAAUCUGAUCCAGAAAAAUUGUAAAUUUGAAUUAUUAACCAUAUUAGAAAAAAAGACUAAGAGGCAAGAAAAUUGGCUGAAGAAUAAGUAAGACUUGCUAAAGAAUAAAAUGGAGAAUUAAAGGAAAAGAUCUUUUAUGAACAAAAACUAAAAGAACAAUAAAUGAAAGAAGAGUUCUCUUAAUUUGCAUAAAAAUGA